AUGUCCCAGCUCACGCCAUGGGGCCUGCACCUGUCCAUGGAGGAAGACCCCCGGCCUGGACCCUCUCACCUCAGCCCUGCGCUGCCCCAGCAGACACCGCGGCGGCGGCGGCAAAACAGGGCAUCACUGGCCAACCACGUGCAGGAGGUGCGCCUGCUCCGGGUGGAGUCGAUCAGUGACCUGCACAGCGGAGGCUUGCUGUGCCCCUACCUGGCCGAGGAGGCACAGCCAUGGGAUGAGCUGCUGGGCCUCUUGCCUCCUGGCUGCAGCCGCGGGGGCUUCCUGCUGCUGCUCGCUCUGCUGGUGCUCACCUGCCUGGCGCUGGCCAUCCUGGGGGUCUACCUGAGUGUGCUGCAGAGCGAAUCCCUCCGCACAAUGGCGCACACACUGCACGCGCAGGAGGAGACCUUACUCAAGCUGCGGCUGGCCAGCCUCAGCCAGCUGCGGAGGCUCAACUCCAGCGAGGCCCGGGCGCCCAGCUGAGAUGUGCCUGGGCCUGGAGCCGGGGGUGUGCUGGGGGAAUAAAGCGGCCCUUGGCAGGUUUCUCCUCUCCCACUGCUGCUCCACCUACUUCCUGGUGAGGUUUCUGUUCAAGAAGCGGAUCUGCCCCACAGCUGACCGCCUCUCCUGGCUUCUUCGGGCCAGGCCUAGCCGGGUCCCCUGGGGCCAAGGCCCGGCUCUGGGUGGCCCAAGGUCAGAGGCGGCGAUGCCAGCUUCCGGACUCUCCCUGCGGCCUGCCAGCAUUCCUUGGCCUCCCCAGAGAGCAGGUUCCCAAGUCUAGAGACAGCUGCCCCCACCCCAACUUUGCCGAGCUUCCCAGAGGGUUCCCGCCUCCGCUCUCCAGACAGACCAGGCUGAGCAGGGGGCCGUCUGGGGAGGCUCCGGAGGGCCAGGCGAGGC
Messenger RNA from Myotis davidii, 900 nucleotides. RefSeq names its product leucine-rich single-pass membrane protein 2 (gene LSMEM2). Lineage: Eukaryota; Metazoa; Chordata; Mammalia; Chiroptera; Vespertilionidae. The transcript is spliced from 4 exons. Bases 1 to 483 code for a protein of 160 amino acids. The record is from RefSeq and is a predicted model, not a curated record.